Messenger RNA from Dentiscutata erythropus, 244 nucleotides. The record is from the annotation of a GenBank genome assembly. NCBI's taxonomy places the organism in Eukaryota, Fungi, Glomeromycota, Glomeromycetes, Diversisporales, Gigasporaceae.
UAGCAAAUUAGAGGAUUUUAAUAAUAUAUAUGAGAAUGACAAUAUUGAAAUCGUAGAUAUUAGUAAAGACAAUGAAAUCAUAAAUAUUAAUGAGGACAAUGAAAUCAUAGAUAUUGAUAAUGACGAUAAAAUCAUAGAUAUUAUAAAUAUUAGAGACAAUGAUAUGGAAAUGACAGAUAUUAUUGAUGAUAAUGAAGUUAUGAACAUUAGCGAUAUUAUUAAAUUUAUGAAUAUUAGUGAUUGA